This is a messenger RNA of Rhipicephalus sanguineus (brown dog tick), 1209 nucleotides long. RefSeq lists its product as uncharacterized. The coding region runs from base 19 to 1059 and encodes 346 amino acids. The transcript has a single exon. Lineage: Eukaryota; Metazoa; Arthropoda; Arachnida; Ixodida; Ixodidae. The record is from RefSeq and is a predicted model, not a curated record.
GGCAGCGCGUCUGCAACAAUGCGCUACAAGCCUUUUCUGUUUCUUAUACAGAUCCUGACCUUUGGUUGGAUCACGCAUGCGUCAACAGAGGGUCAUAUCUGCUCAUCUUUUGACCUCAGCCAUGGCAAUCAUCGCAAGGACAGCGCCGUAAAGAUGAACGAAAAUCCCUGCUGUUUUCCGGAGCUACCUUCACUGGAACCGCCCAUCCUACCUGCUGACUUCCACGUCACCUUCCGGGGAACGUCAUCGACGGAGAACCUUAUAAAUUCGCCGGCUUGGUCCUGCAGCUCCAGUGGGCAAGGUGGCAGCGCGUCUGCAACAAUGCGCUACAAGCCUUUUCUGUUUCUUAUACAGAUCCUGACCUUUGGUUGGAUCACGCAUGCGUCAACAGAGGGUCAUAUCUGCUCAUCUUUUGACCUCAGCCAUGGCAAUCAUCGCAAGGACAGCGCCGUAAAGAUGAACGAAAAUCCCUGCUGUUUUCCGGAGCUACCUUCACUGGAACCGCCCAUCCUACCUGCUGACUUCCACGUCACCUUCCGGGGAACGUCAUCGACGGAGAACCUUAUAAAUUCGCCGGCUUGGUCCUGCAGCUCCAGUGGGCAAGGUGGCAGCGCGUCUGCAACAAUGCGCUACAAGCCUUUUCUGUUUCUUAUACAGGUUAGUUAUUUACCUGGAGAUAAAUCAUUUAAAAGUAAUAAUGUUUUUCUCGUGCUGCUACCUUGCCCACAAUGUUUAGAGCGUAUUGUUGUGAUUUGCCUGCACUUAUUGGAUUUAUUAUCCCUCUGCGGUGACGUUGAGUCGAAUCCUGGACCCAAGGGAUCUAGUGAGUCUGUGCGUGGCAAAGAAUCAUCAUCAGAAAACUUAAGUGAUCGCAGCCUACUUCUCGAGGUACUCGCGGGCCAAAAAGAGCUGAUGAAGCGAAUGGACAAAUUUGACAGUUCACAGAAAGACAUAACAAACACAUUAGCUCAAUUUAAAGAUCGACUAGAAUCAUUGGAAUGUGGUUUAGAAAUCUAUCAGUAUGCCAAACCAAGGUUGCUGCUGUUGAGUUGCACGUAAGCACGAUGAAAAGCGCCAUUACUUCCAUAGCAGAAAAAGUAGAUGACCUUGAAAAUCGAAGUCGGAGGAACAACAUUAUCAUUCAUGGUGUCUCUGAACCUCAAGAUGAAACACUGCCAUCGCUUACUUCACGCAUAACUGAUGACUUCU